This is a messenger RNA of Cricetulus griseus (Chinese hamster), 2481 nucleotides long. The record is from RefSeq and is a predicted model, not a curated record. NCBI's taxonomy places the organism in Eukaryota, Metazoa, Chordata, Mammalia, Rodentia, Cricetidae.
UGAGUGAGUGAGUGAGGGGCCGCCGAGGUGCCUCCCGCACAACACACACACACACACACACACACACACACACACACACACAUACGCGUGCCACGGAGUGCAUCAUCCAGACCUGACCUUUGCCAGCCAGCAUCUCGGUCCAGAGAUAGGGCGCUGCCCACUACAGAAGGCAGUGCCUGGCCCCCGCUGCCAGGGCGAGACGGAGUCCAUACCUGGUGAAGCCACUGAGCAGGGCAAGGCUGGGCCCUGCCCAAAAGGACGGCAGAGUCCUUCACCGGCCCCUGUGUCACAGAGCCCACCAGGCUCUCGCGCUGGCGCCACCAUGACGUCAGAGCCCACAUCACCUCCAGUGGUGCCACCUCUCCACUCCCCCAAGUCCCCUGUCUGGCCCACUUUCCCCUUCCACAGGGAGGGCAGUAGGAUCUGGGAACGUGGUGGUGGUAUCUCGCCUCGGGACCUGCCCAGCCCUCUGCCUACCAAAAGGACCAGGACAUACUCAGCGACAGCUAGAGCUUCGGCUGGCCCCGUGUUCAAGGGUGUCUGUAAGCAGUUCUCACGCUCACAAGGCCAUGGCUUCAUCACCCCUGAGAAUGGCUCUGAGGACAUCUUCGUGCAUGUUUCUGACAUCGAGGGGGAGUAUGUCCCCGUGGAAGGCGAUGAGGUGACCUACAAGAUGUGUCCCAUCCCACCCAAGAACCAGAAGUUUCAGGCCGUAGAGGUGGUGCUCACCCAGUUGGCCCCCCAUACUCCACAUGAGACAUGGUCUGGCCAGGUUGUGGGAUCCUAGACAGGUGGGGGAGGGGGGGUGUCCCCACGAAGAGGCAGGCAGCGGCCAGCUCUGUGCUCCCACUGCGCUGACCAGCCCUUGGGUGUGCGCGUUUGUCUGUCUGUGCUUGUGGCCGUGAAUGUGUGCUUCUGCCCACCUGUGACCCAUGACUUGCGUGAUCUGGCUAGGGUUGGAUGGAGUGCAGCAGCCCUGCCUUGGCCAGUCUCUCCUUCUCCAGCCCUGCCACGGAAACACAAGACCUUCUCGCCCUCUUGCCCACCUAUCUAUAUACUAAGUCUCUGUGGGCCUGUGUUGUGUUCUUGAGAAGCCCAGGGAGACCCUUCUCCUGUGAGCCUGUUCCUCACUGCUGCCCUCAGAUUCACUCAGUCCAGAACUUAGCCCUGUCUGCUUGUGCUCCUGUCUCCUGUGCUAGACCUGGGUGUCUGCUAUGGUCUUCUUUAUCUCAGAAGCCAGGUCUUCUGAGUGCUUUGUAGGGGCCUCAAACUUUAGGGAGGAAGUGAGCAAACAUGGAGGUUCAUGGCCAGCCCCUGCCAUAACCUGGCUCAUCUUUCUGACCCCAUCCUUUCGGUGCCCUGGAGAGAACAGAGAACGUAGGUGCUCCUGUUGUGUAGACCGGUCCUCUCUCCUCAGCCGGCAGAGGCUCUUUUGAACCCCAGGGACCUGGGUUCCUUCCUGAGCGGGGGGAGCCAAGCUCAUUCCCUCCCCACAGUGAGUUGGGGACAUGGUUUCCUCCAGCUUGGACAGAACCAUCUCUUCCAUCAUGAUGCACAAACUGUGGAUGCCCUGCCCAGUGUUGGCCAUGACAGCGGCUGAGGAUGCAGCGAUGAACUGACAUGUCACCUCGGGCAAGGCCAGGUCCAGGCACUCAAAAGAAUGGUCCUCAGCCAGGGAGAUCACUGGCCUUGCCCCUCCCCCGCCAAAAUUAGACCCUUUCCCCAAAGCAUUAAAAUGGCUCCUAUAGAUCCCUGACAGGUCAGUAGCUGAGGUGGCUCUUAUCUCGUUCAUCCCUCAAGUGUGACUGUCCCUCUUACCUGGAGUCCCUUUGGGGCUAAGAUGUAUCCCUUCUAGAAAGCCCAUUACCUAACAGGAUAAGUGGGAUCACAGACUCAAGAAGGGCCUGCCGCCAACAGUGACCCUUAUGAGACCCAAUCUGCAAAUAAAAUGUGGGCCCAGAUGCCCAGGAUGAAGGGGUGAUUGUCUAGGUGGCCUUGUAGGUGUUCCAGAACCACAGGGUAGAAUCAUUUGGGGUGUUUGUAUCCCACUUUGUCCUAGAACCCUUUGCACAGAGGCCAGCAGCCUAAAACUGCUAAAAAGUGUUGGCUAGUCCCUCACACUGAAAGACUUACCCAUCUGACACCCCACUGUGAACUAGGCUUCUCCAGCAAGGCCUGUCCUUGAAGAACUGUCCUAUACGCUUGAGGACCUGAGAUCAAGUCCCCAGUAUGCCUAUCACUCAGCACUGGGUGACAGACAGGCAGAUCCUUGACAGGGAACUUGUUGGUACAGGUGGACCCCAGGGCCACCCAGGCCUCCCUCCUGUGAGCAGGCCCUCUUCAGGCAUCAUUUUGAAGCUGCCUGAGUAGCAGGGGGCAUCAGGCCUCCUCCUCUCUCCUCUCAGGCCCUGCAGUAUCGAGUCCCCAGCCACGGAUUACCCAUCCCCUCCUAACACUGGCAAUAAACUCAACUGUGACCCA